AUGUCUACUCCGAACCUCUCUCGCUCUGUCAGCCCAGAUCAUGGCAGCACCCCAUCUCUCUCUCCUCCACCUUCCGAGACCCAACAGCUCGCAGCAGCCCUAACCCUGAAGACCGGCCGCGAAGUCCUCUCCCACUGUCUCGGUCUCUCCACACUCGAAGGCGUACCCUCGGCUGCCGAAAACAUGAUCGUCGUAAGCUUCGACACCGAGAGUUGGGUUGCCGACCACAGCCGACUCACCGAGCUUGGUGUCUCGACCUUCGACUCUCGGCAUACGCGUGGGCUGAAGGAGGCUGGUAUGCAUGGAGAGAACCUGCUUAGGCAGGUUUAUUUCUACCAUGCGCGGAUCUUGGAGAACGCAUAUCUGCGUAAUAUCAAGUAUUGUGUUGGCGAUCCUGACAAGAACCACUAUGGUCAGACUCGCUUCUUGACCAAGAGUCAGACCAAGGAGAUGCUCGAGGAAACGUUCCAGUGGCCUGUCGAUAAGCAAAAUCCAGAAUUGGGUUUCUGUCCCGUUGUGGUGUUGGGCCAUGCUCUCCAUGGUGAUAUGGCGAUGCUGAAAUCCACAUUGGGCGUCGAUGCCAUGGCUUUGGGUACGGUGGUCAAGAUCAUCGAUACUCAGAAUUUGGCCAAGGAGUGCGAAUACGCCCCUUCUGGCAACGGCAAUCAGAUCGGUCUGGGUAAUCUCGUUGCCAAAUGCAGUUUCGAAUAUCGAGAUCCGCAUACCGCUAGCAACGACGCGGCUAUGACGCUCAUCUCUGCUGUUCAGAUGCUGCUUCCUUCGGAGUUGAAGCCAAAUGACGGAGGGCUGCAGAAGGUUGUUGAAAACAUCGAAGUGGAUAGCCAGUGGCAAGAAUGGGAUUGGGGUAAUGAUCAGUGGUGUCUUCGGUGCGGCCAAUACGGUCACACGAGGGACGACUAUCGCGGCAAGCGUUGUUUCGCCAAGGUCAAGUGUAGCCACUGUACUGCUUCACAGGUUGCGAAACGUAGGCAGGCCGCGGGUAGUCAUCGAACGGAGUGCUGCAUCUCUUAUGCGAUGCGUGGGCCAGAGGUGGUUCCUACAGUCGAGACUACGGCUACUGCUCUUGCUGGCUUGGAUCUCGCAAGCGACGACUGGUAUCGUCUCAACAACAUCAUAGCUGACAUAGUGAACAACGUGAUCAUGUCCAUCAGCGCUCAAGACACACCUGUACCUGUCGUUGCUACUCCAUCCGCAUCCACCAUAACCACCAUACCAGAUACGCGAGAUCCUGCCAUUAUCGCUCUAGAAGGCUGCUUCGAGAAAGCCACUGAUCUAGAAGUGUGGCUGCAUUGUAUCGGAGGGCCGCGCGUGAAGAACAUCCCUGACAUCGCCGAUGACCUCGCAGACCAUAUCAAGAUCGUCUGUCUGGACUGCGAACACUGGUCGACGAACACCGAUGAGACCACCGAGGUCGGUAUUGCUACUUUUGCGCGACAAGAUGUACUGCCCAUCGUGGCGACGAAAGACUUUGGUGACCACGGAGAGCAUUUGAUGGAACAAAUCCGCUUCUAUCUCUUCCGCACGAUUGAGACGUGCCAUCUCCCCAAUCAGAAUCCAGACUCACGCGGGGUCGACGGAAAUCGGUUUGGCAAAGGCCGCUUCGUUACCUUCGCUGAAGCUCGUCAGAUCCUUACCAAUCUCUUCGUCCAGCCUAUCAAGGACCCUAAAGGACUCAAGGGUAACUACCCCAUCGUAGUCCUCGGUCAUGACGUUGGACACGACAAGAACAACCUCAAGUCCAAGGCGAUUGCUUUCGACAUGGAUCCCAUCGGCACAGUCGUCCGCUACAUUGAUACUCAAAUCAUGACGCGCGACAAAGGUUACUGGAUGAUGCCUCGAAACGAGCAGAUCGGCCUCAGGCGCCUCGUAGAAGAGCUUGCUUUUGAACAUAGUGAUCCCCACACCGCCGCGAAUGACGCGGGUCGCACGGUAAUGUGUGCCUUCCAAAUCGCGCUCGGCGGAGACCCAUGGAAGAGAGGAUGCCGUAAGAGCAUGCUGCAGGUUGCCGAUGAUCUCGAGUACCAUAGCGUGGUUACAUUCGAUGAGAGCCUCGGAGGUGUUGACAAGUAUUGUUGGAAGUGCGGCACAGCUGGCCAUAUGAAGGCGGAUUGCACGGCAAUUGACCUUCAUUGCGACGAAUGUGUAGAGAACGGGUGCUACAUCAAGCCUGGCGACGAACACAUCACCCUUCAUUGCAUGUGCAUCGCCAACGAAAAGGCUAAGCACACCACCGCCAUGAUCGAAAACACAGUCCCGAAGUACUUGCUCAUCAGGACGUGCAUCUUAGGCUUUCGCGCAAUCACGCCUUUUAGCAUCUUCUGGGUUUCUUUCAGCAUCGCAGAACCCCCGCAUUCGGCCUUUCGACGUUUUCUGCUCACGUGGAGCGUAGUAGAAACUGCCUUUUGGCUGCUCGUCUACCUACCCCGCAAGCGCGCGCUCCAAGCCUCUGCGCAACACCCACCACCACUCGAGAAAGAGGAAAGGAAGGAACUGUUCUGGCGAUGCUGGGAUAAGAUACCGCACCCGGAAUAUUACAUCAGCCGAUGGUUCCUGGGCGCGCGGCCGGGCGAGAUACGGCGUGAGAAUGUGCGCGAAUUCUAUGCGUGGGCUUUGCUGAACCGCGGCACUGAAAGCGACGAGGAGCGGAGGAAGCGGCGUCAAGCACACCCAGACGAGGCCAACGCUGAAGAUGACGAGCUGAAUGAGUAUGCGGACGGCAUAGAGACGAUGCUUGGGAGGAAGCUGGAGCCUGGAUGGGGUAGCGCAAAGAGCCUUCGGUUGACGACCGACCAAGUCAAUAUGGCACAUCGGCCCUUCCUGUGGUACAUGAUUGUAAUGCUUGUCGAUACGCUCACUGCCGCUCGUCUGCGCUACUACGGCUUCAUACUAUUCCGCACCCAGCUCCGCUCCUCGCUGGCCAUCUUCCCACCGCGGCUCGCCAGUCUCACCACGCGCAGCAUCUCCUCUGCACCAGACAUGAGUUACUGGUACCGACCACAUACCUCGAAAACACGACUGCCCAUUUUCUUCGUACAUGGCAUUGGCAUCGGCCUGCACCCAUAUGUCGAGUUCUUGAACGAGAUCAACAAGCACGAUCCGCUUGCGGCAGAAGACGGUCAAGUCGGAAUUAUUGUGGUGGAAAUCAUGCCUGUCAGCUUCCGCAUAACUGGGCCGAUUCCUGACAAGGACAACAUCUGCCGGCAGAUUAAUAUCAUCCUGGAACGACAUGCUUUCGAUAAAGUCGUCCUGGCCAGUCACUCUUACGGUUCUGUCAUCUCCACCCACCUCCUCCGGGACCCCGUCACUGCUGCGAAGAUCGGACCGAUGGUCUUUGUCGACCCUGUUACAUUCCUUCUACAUCUGCCUGAUGUAGCAUACAACUUCACAGCACGUCGACCAAAAGGUGCGAACGAGCAUCAGCUCUAUUACUUCGCUUCGACCGACAUGAUGGUUGCGCAAACGUUAGCCCGUCAAUUUUUCUGGGCACAAAACAUCCUGUGGAAGGAAGACCUUAAAGACCGAGAUGUCACUGUCAGCCUUGGUGGUAGGGACCUUAUAGUCGAUACUGAGACGAUCGGUAAAUAUCUAAACAGCGCCGACCUCAAGGGUGAGGAUCGAGCAUGGAAGGACUCCGAGUGGAGAGGCCAUGGUUUGGAGACGAUAUGGUGGCCGACCGUGGACCAUGCACAAGUUUUUGAGAGGAGAGAGGGAUCUUAUUGCAUCUUGUUCUUCGAGCGAUAUAUCCAUAUUCACAUCAUGCCUAAUGGAAAUUGGAUUCUUGGCGACCUCUUCACAAAAGACUACGGACAUCGCGGCAGCAUCCAGAAAUUGUGGGAACAACGUUGGAAGUUCCCAUGCACCAAAGGUGUUUACCCGUUCCACGAUGGAAAGUUCGAAGACUUUGAACCCAUUUUCAAGCAUCUCAUCGAUAACAAUAUCAAUGAUCCGUACGACGAUGCAUACACGAAUGCUUUCUUGCCAACAGCGCAACGCCUAGCAAAGGAGGCUCAAGAGACGGAAAGCAAAGACAAAGAGGCAGCGAAAAAGCUGUACCUGAAUGCAAACGCGGUGUACAGAUUGGCGAGAUUUCCAUAUAUCGGCACCGAGCUCAAGAAGAAGGUCUUCGAGGAGCAGAAAGAGGUCUACUUCCGCGGCGCACAGCUGUGGGAUAUCCCACUAGAGGAAGUCGUAGUAUCACAUAAGCAUGCCUCCAACGGCGAUGGCGACAAAAUUCCAAUGUACAUCCGCAAACCUACAGGGGACGGCCCAUUCCCAACUGUCCUACUGAUUACAGGUCUCGACGGCCACCGCCCAGAUAACACAGAGCGCACACAGGAACAUCUCGCCCGCGGUUGGGCGACAGUGAUCUGCGACAUUCCCGGCACCACAGUCGACUGUCCAGCUAACAAGCGCGACCCUCUCUCCCCAGACCGAUUCUUCACCAGCAUUCUAGACUUUAUCAAAGAGACAUCAUAUCUCGACGAGAAGAAAGUCAUCGCAUGGGGCCUCUCAGCCGGUGGCUACUACGCUAUUCGCCUCGCGCACACGCAUCGCAGCCAACUCAUCGGUAGCGUAGGCCAUGGCGCAGGAACACAUCACUACAUCGGCCGCGAGUGGCUUGAGCAGAUCGACAAGCACGAAUACCCUUUCGGCCUCGAACAAGCUUACACGCAAAAAUACGGGUAUUCUUCUUUCGAAGAGAUGAAGCAGAAAUGCCAGGAUGAGUUCUCGCUCGUCUCUGGGAAAGGCGAGGGUGUGGCUGUUGUGGCGCAGGGGAUGAAGAGUUGUAGGUUGUUGCUUGUGAACGGGGUGCUGGAUGGGUGUAUGCCAAUCGAGGAUAGUAUGCUGCUAGCUGAGUAUGGAAGCCCGAAGGAGAUGCGGUUCAUGCAGCAGAGGUUGCAUAUGGGAUAUCCUGAGGCGAAUAGUACGGUGUAUCCGUGGAUGGAAGAGGUUAUGGCUAGUAAGUAG
Alternaria burnsii is the source of this 4989-nucleotide messenger RNA. RefSeq lists its product as uncharacterized. The coding region runs from base 1 to 4989 and encodes 1662 amino acids. The transcript has 7 exons. Gene Ontology annotation, molecular function: zinc ion binding; nucleic acid binding. NCBI's taxonomy places the organism in Eukaryota, Fungi, Ascomycota, Dothideomycetes, Pleosporales, Pleosporaceae. The record is from RefSeq and is a predicted model, not a curated record. Gene Ontology annotation, cellular component: nucleus.